GGCCAGGGAGGCUUCUGUGGGAUUUACCCUGUUGGGGUUGACUGGCGCUGAUACCUAAGAAAUGGGAGGGUUGGACAAUUGAGAAGUUGUGUAGGGUGCCGGAGCGAGAGUCGGUGGUAGCCAAAUGGGAUGUAGGAGAAGAGAUGGAAUCCCAAACACAAUGUAACUGCAUUUCACAAGACAGAAGACCCAGGUCUGGGGGCGAAUCCAGUCGACCUGCUAGGACUAACUUAGUAGCGGAGACUAAGAAAUUAUGUGAUGUCAACCCUAGCUGUGCAAAGUCCUAUCCUGUGCACUCCAGAGUAAAGACACCUCUUGAAAAUCGUGUUCCCCGAAGGCAGACAUGUGGCACCAGUUUUUUGGCAAAGACCCUCACUGAGCACCAGACUCGCCUCAAUAAAUGCCUGAGUUCUGGAACCAGGUUUGCCCAAAGUUCAAAAGGUUCUCCUCAGCCAUCAACAUAUCUUAUGAUUCUAAAUGAACUUUUCAAGUCAGAGAGGCUAACGAAAUUAGAGAACAAGGUAAAAAACAAGACAAUCGAGGCACUGGAGAGCCUGGGCAGGAAAAUAGAAGGGGCCAGGCUCCAGCAGGAGUGCCAGCUGCAAGGCAGCAGGCUGCUGCAGCACGAGGCCCUCUGUGUGAAAGCUGAGGAGAACUUCUUCUUGAGAGUCCUAGGGAAGCAAAAUGAGCAGUGUAAAAAGAAAUACUGCCAACUGUGGAAUGGGUACAUUCAGGAAUGUGGGAAGAUUAUUAGAAGGAAACAAGAACUGAUGCUCAGCUUCACCAAGCAAACCAAGGAGCUUCAAACACAGCUCUUGCAGGGAAAAGUCAAGCAGUCCCACUUGGGGCAGCAAUUUCAGUCAAUGGAGCACAUUUCCUCCAUACAGAAGAGCCAGGAGAAGAAAAUCCAGAUGUUAGAGAAGGAGCUGGAGGACAUGAAAGCUGAAGCUAUUCAGAAGGACCGCCAGGCACACUUGCAGUUCCUGCAGCAAAAGAAACACCUAAUGAGACAGAUACAGGAGCUACAGUUGCUGCAGGCAGGAGACCAUGACACCCCGAGAGUUAGGCAGAAGGCCCAGCUCUUCAAGUGCACAGCCAAGAAAGUAAAUUCAGAAUUUUCCAUUAGUGUCUGCAGAGAGAACCAGGAGUUACAGGAGGACCUAUUGAAGCUAAUUCAGGAGUACCACAAGCUAGAGUCUAUAAAGCGGAAGCUAGAGAUGUGGAAAGAGUGGCUGAAGGAGGAACGGUGGUAUCAAGAAGCCUUAGUUAGGGGGAGAGGACAGCUUAAGGCAAAGAGGGAGAGAAGUCAUACUUGUGACCCUUGCCCCUCAAACAAGGGUGUCCUGAGGCCACACUGAAUCAUCCUUCUUGCAGCAAAUCAAGAAUAAAUGCAAUGUAGUUUAUUUAUUAGCCAGAAAAAUAAGACUCAGAAGUACUAGGUCCCAACACUGUCUUAGUCUACUGGGGAGGCUGUUGGAUGGCCAGUAACACUGGGCCAGCUUGGAAAGAUCACUGAGAUUGUUCAUGAUUCUUCCAUGUCCUGAUGGAGCACUCCUGGGCAACAUGGGGUCAUUGUCAUAAACACCAGUAUUCAAUAAACACCAGUAUAAUAAAA
Molecule: messenger RNA, 1615 nt
Organism: Mastomys coucha (southern multimammate mouse)
Lineage: Eukaryota; Metazoa; Chordata; Mammalia; Rodentia; Muridae
Gene: Ccdc121
Product: coiled-coil domain containing 121
Exons: 2
Coding region: 144-1358 (404 amino acids)
Source: RefSeq, a predicted model, not a curated record